GCCUUCCACAGUAAUACCCCAGCUCUAUAAAGCAGGAAAAUCAGAACUCCUCCCACACACACAAAAAGUAGUUUCUGAAAGGUUCGCAGUGAUUACUCAGAAGUCGAUAGUUGUCUACAAGCUGCAGUUUGAAAGCGAAAUUUACAGUUUUCGAGUGGUUGCCUUUAUCUCAAUUAUAAUGGCGUCUGUUCCUUCAGCUGGCUGCCUGCUUGCAAGAAACCAGUUUUACAGAACUCGAUACAAUUCAACAUCCAGCACUUCAUCUGCUGGCUCAUCUCAUGAUCACAUUACUGACCAUGAGAAGACACCUGUUGUACAUGGCAUACAUAUCCCUUUUGAGAAGUGUUGGUUGCUGAAAAGGUUCUUCCACAGUGAAAACCAACCAAUUGUUACAGAGAUUUCUUCUGGCAGUACUCCCAGUUAAUGCAAACUGAAGAUUACAUUUCUGCAAGUUCUGUAAACAUAAAAUAAUUCUGACUGCUGGAUCAAGGUAUUUCGGUUGUCCUACCUUGACCUGCUCCCUGGUAGUUGGCUGGUUACUGAAGUAUUCAUCUGAAAGUGAGGCGAUGGAGUGCCAUUGGUUAUGAAAGACCACAUACGCAGGGUGUAAAUCAAGUAUAACUAAUACUGUUUUAGAUAAGGGAAAACUGAAUCGGUCUUGGCAGUUUAACUUGCCUUCUAGUUCAGGGGUUAAGACUGUACCAGCAAAUUAAACCUGGGGGUUUAACACAGUGCAUUUAAGUGCUGUGCCAUUUUAACAUUUUUGCAUGUUCAAUAAUCCAUCUGGGGCUGUCAAUCUGUACUAUUGUAGCAUUGGUAUCAAACUUAAAUGUAUUAUUUUGUCCCUUUCAUGCUAUGUAAAAAUACAGUACCCUGUUCCCUAUGUCUUUGUCAUUAGUGGAAUUGAAAUGAGAAAAGGAGAGCUAACAAAGGAUGUUGGUUGGUUUGGCCAAUUAAACUGAGGCCAAACCAACCAUUUUGCCAUUUUUGUAUGUAAAUCACUGUUCCAGUGUUUUUAUUUUGGUGUUGUAUAUGUUUUUACUGGUAUUAGCAGUAUCAGCUUAGCCGUCUGUAUAUAUUUAUGUUUUGUAUUCAGUUUAAUUCAUUUAUACCAUCUGAAUAAAUAUUUUAUAUGACACAGA
This is a messenger RNA of Acipenser ruthenus (sterlet), 1142 nucleotides long. RefSeq names its product pancreatic progenitor cell differentiation and proliferation factor-like protein. Bases 179 to 424 code for a protein of 81 amino acids. The record is from RefSeq and is a predicted model, not a curated record. Gene Ontology annotation, biological process: cell differentiation; multicellular organism development. Lineage: Eukaryota; Metazoa; Chordata; Actinopteri; Acipenseriformes; Acipenseridae. The transcript has 5 exons.